AUGGCGGAACUAAACAGAACGCCAGGAGUGGCAGCAGAUGCGGCAUCGCACCGCCAGCAUCACCAACGGUCCAAGUCAUCAGUCCUGCGGUCACUCAUCGGCGGCGGGCACAAACGGAACAACUCGGACGGAUUGGCACUCCCUCCCUCAGAUCUCUGUACGCCUAUAGGAUUGACACCGGGCUUCCACGCCUCAGAGCGCAACCUUGCAGUCAACAGCAACGACGUGUUCUACGUGGGCUUCGACACUUCAGCAGCGGCAGCCAUGGAACGGCAACGUAACCCGCGACCCCUUGGGGAACUGCCGCAGAACCAGCCUGACAGGUCGCCCGAGCGGUCCCCGGAGAGAUGGCUAGGUCGCGGUCGUAGCACCGAAGUGGCACCAUCACCGGCGAAGACCGGUGGUUUUGCCACCAUCUCGCUGAGGCCCUUUACAAGAGAUUCAAGCAAGCCACGCAAGUCCAAGGAUGAGGACACCUCGUCAUCGAAGCCAAAGAAGUCCAAGUCGGCAACCAAUCUCGCAGCGUUGCUACGCCCCAAGUCCGUGAAGAACCUGAAACAGUUGUUAACGGACGACGACGGGCUGAAGCGCACCGCCAAAGACAAAGACAAGGAGAACAGGACGCCACAUAGCUCCUUGGGCAGCGACCACGUCAUCGGAACGGCCCCAGCGACACCUAUUUACGCCCAGUUCGCGAGCAAUGCCUUCGGGCCUCCCUCGCCACAGGUGGAAUUCCCGCUCGAACCGCCCGUUAGGAACAGCUCGGAACGGUUUGGUGUGCUGUCAUCUUGGAGAAAGCCACGCCCAAAAUCCUUCCAGGCCUACACAAGUAAUCGUGAAGAUGGCUCUACGCGGUCGGCCGAGUCGGGCGGCGACAGCGGCGCAAAGCGGCAAACGUGGGGUAAGGGAAGCGACUCGCCGGCCUCCGGGCCCCCGGCUAGAUCCAGGCCAAAAUUGUCGGCUGCGGCCGGAGGGCCUGAGGUACCUACGAUCGACCCCAAGGAUAUCGACAAGCAUCUCGAAGCCUUGUUGGACCGCCGCAACAUCCCAGAGAAUCAGCGGUACAAGAUGCGGAACUUGAGCGACACCAUCAAGAUGGAGUUUAUUCGGCAAGACUGGGCCGAGACACAAGCCCAGCUCGAGCGCCCGGGCUCGAACAGUGGUUCCGCCCCUCCGCCGGGAACGAGUGAAACGGCAGCGGACUCAAUGGCGGACCGGGGAGACAGCAGCGGACGCGCCAAGAAGGAAAAGAAGCACGGCCGGGGGCUGAGCCUGACCAUCGUCAAAGGCGGCAGCAAAGGAGACGCCCAGUCGCCAAUCAAGAAACGAAAGGGGGACAGCAACUUGGGUCGGCACUUCAGGACAAAGUCGAGCGAAAGUCUGGUGAGCGAGCCGCCCUCACCCGGGCCAUUCUCCGGGUAUGGAAGCAACCUCUUGGCCAAAGUCAAAGGCCAGCAGCUGCCCGGAGACUUCGUAGCCUAUCUCAGAAAGGUGCAACAACCCGAGCUGGUCGAGGUGGGCAAGCUGCACAAGCUACGGCUUCUGCUACGCAACGAGACCGUGGCCUGGACUGAAGAGUUUAUCCGGUCGGGCGGGAUGAAGGAGAUCGUGGAGCUGCUACACCGUAUCAUGGCUGUAGAGUGGAGAGAGGAGCACGAGGACGCCCUGCUGCAUGAGAAUCUCUUGUGUCUCAAGGCGCUCUGCACCACGGCCAUGGCCCUGCAGUAUCUCCACUCCAUCCACAGCACGCUCUUCCCGGCCCUGCUGCACAUGAUCUUCGAUCCGGAGAAGAAGGGUCCCAGCGAGUUCACUACCCGCACCAUCAUCACAUCCAUCCUCCUUACGUACAUCGAGGCCGCCACACCCCAAGAGCGCGUCUCGCGCGCAAGGGCUGUCCUCGGCUACUUGCGUGACCCCGAGCCCAAGGAGGAGGAGCGACCCCUCGACUUUGUCCUCGAGAUGCGUCGGGAGCGGCCCUACCGGGUGUGGUGUAAGGAGGUGGUCAACGUCACCAAGGAAGUGUUUUGGAUCUUUCUGCAUCACCUCAAUGUCAUCGCCCUGCCCUCUGCCACUGACAAGUCACCAACGACUUGUGAUGACAAGACAGGCGCGGAGGCCACUAGUACUACUACUACAUCCAUGUCAGCCACAGGGGCGUCUGGAGGGGAUGACGCCUCCCGCCCGGGCGCCAACCGUGGCAGCAGCGUGGCAACGACGCAGGACCCGGACUGCCAGCAGCAGCAGCACCAGCAGUACGCCUACAUGGCGCGCCACUUCCCGCAGAAGCGGCCCCCAGUACCCGCGGCCCCCUACGUCGGCGGGGUCGAGUGGGACGCCACAAACUACCUGGCGAGCCACCUGGACCUGAUGAACGCCAUUCUGGCCUGCACGGGCCCCACGUCGCGGGAGCGCAACGCGCUGCGCGCCGAACUUCGCAUUUCGGGCUGGGAGCGCUGCCUCGGCGGCAGCCUCCGCCUGUGCAAGGAGAAAUUCUACGGCGCCGUCCACGACGGCCUGCGCACCUGGGUCGCCGCCGCCGCCGAGGACGGGUGGGACGUCCGCGACGUGCGGUACGGCCCGCCCCCAGACACCAGGAGCAGGAGCGUGUCACCCGCCAAGAGGGCUCCAGCUGGUGGUGCAGGUGGCGGGGGUGGUAACGGUGGCAACAACAAGAAAAAGCAAGACCCGGCGCCUCCUCCGAGGAUUGAGAUGCCCAAGCUUGACUUUGCUGUCGAGGGCGGCGAUAUGCUGGCAGACGUGCGAUCCAAUGACGCUUGGCUUUCUUGA
Messenger RNA from Canariomyces notabilis, 2787 nucleotides. RefSeq lists its product as uncharacterized. The record is from RefSeq and is a predicted model, not a curated record. The coding region runs from base 1 to 2787 and encodes 928 amino acids. NCBI's taxonomy places the organism in Eukaryota, Fungi, Ascomycota, Sordariomycetes, Sordariales, Chaetomiaceae. Gene Ontology annotation, molecular function: actin binding; small GTPase binding. Gene Ontology annotation, biological process: actin cytoskeleton organization. The transcript has 2 exons.